GGGAAUAAUAUAUGUUGCUAAGAUAGGGGUGCUGCUGGCUUCUUUCCAUUGCUCACCCGUGUGUUAUCCCUCUUACAAUAUUCUAGACGUUUCCUCUACCUCUCCUGUAUUUUGGGAACCAGAUCACAGGACUGUUCAGCACAAAGAAGCUCAACCUGCCCAUGUUCACUGUCCUGCGACGCUUUUCCAUCCUCUUCACGAUGUUUGCCGAAGGAUUCUUACUCAAGAAGAAGUUCUCUUGGGGUAUUCAGAUGACGGUAUUUGCCAUGAUCAUCGGUGCCUUCGUAGCUGCCAGUGCUGACUUGGCAUUUGAUCUGGAGGGAUAUAUUUUUAUCCUGAUUAAUGAUGCCUUAACAGCUGCAAACGGGGCCUUUGUGAAACAGAAGCUGGAUUCAAAGGAGCUGGGGAAAUACGGUCUGCUCUAUUACAAUGCACUGUUUAUGAUCCUGCCCACCUUGGUCAUUGCCUACUUCACUGGAGAUGCGCAGAAGGCAAUGGAGUACCAAGGCUGGGCAGACAUGUUCUUCAUUGUGCAGUUUAUGCUGUCAUGUGUGAUGGGGUUUAUUUUGAUGUACUCCACGGUUCUUUGCACUCAGUAUAAUUCUGCUCUUACAACUACAAUAGUUGGCUGCAUUAAGAAUAUUUUAGUAACCUAUAUUGGGAUGUUUUUUGGAGGAGACUAUAUUUUUACAUGGAUGAACUUCAUUGGUCUAAAUAUCAGUAUUGCUGGAAGCCUGGUGUAUUCCUACAUCACUUUCACAGAGGAGCAAAAGAGCAAGGAGUCCGAAGCUGGCAGCAAGAUGGAUAUUAAAGGAAAAAGCUCUGUGUGACCAAGCAGAGGCUUUUUUUGGGAAGCAAUCUAUUUCUGUUCAGCUGAUCACGGGCAGAAUGUGGGAAGGAAUCCAGGCAUCUGCCAUGGAGUAACAGUGAUGCUCUUAAUUUGCACAAUCUCGAUGGCUGCCUUUACAAAUCAUUGGGAAGAUAACUGCACGGUGAAGAAGACAUCUAAUUCAGACUGAUCAUGAGGAAUUAAUGGGGUUUUAAUCACGCUGAGAUUUGGCAGAAGUGAUUGGCACAAGCAGCAUGUGUUUGAAUCAUGGAGGACUGUGUUGGCUCCGAGGGCUGUACCUGAGCAUCCUCGACCACAUCCCAUCUUGGUGCAGCCACCAGGGUGGAUGCUGGGUCUGCUGAUGGUGCUUUUAGGAGGCUUAGGGACAUUCCCAACAAGAAGGUUUUAUCUCCCACCAGUGCACUUGGCAGGGCCACAGCCUCACUCAACCCACCCCUUUGGAUUUGGGAAAGCUGCUGGCUGUGCUGGGGCAGGGAACCUCACAGGGUGCUUUGGAUCAGUAGGGAGCAGAUCUGAAAAAUCCAGUGCUCCUGCCAUCCUCUUCCCAUGCAGAAUAAUCUAGAAGAGCCCCAGGGACUUGAAUCCUAGAAUCCCAGCCUGGUUUGGGCUGGAAGGACCUUAAAGCUCCUCCAGCUCCAACCCCUGCCACAGGCAGGGACCCCUUCCACUAGAGCAGCUUGCUCCAAGCCCCUGUGUCCAACCUGGCCUUGAACACUGCCAGGGAUGGGGCAGCCACAGCUUCUCUGGGCACCCUGUGCCAGCGCCUCAGCACCCUCCCAGGGAAGAGCUUCUGCCUAAGAGCUCAUCUCAGUCUCCCCUCUGGCAGGUUAAAGCCAUUCCCCUUGGCCUGUCCCUACACCCCUUGUCCCAAGCCCCUCUCCAGCUUUCCUGCAGCCCCUUCAGGCACUGGAGCUGCUCUCAGGUCUCCCCUUCAGGAGCCUUCUCUUCUCCAGGCUGCCCCAGCCCAGCUCUCUCAGCCUGGCUCCAGAGCAGAGCUGCUCCAGCCCUCGCAGCAGCUCCGUGGCCUCCUCUGGACUUGCCUUGUUUUAACAAGUCAAUGGGAGCUGCCUGGGGUUUUGAGGUGUGGGGUUGGUCCCUGCAGCACUGAGCACCAGCACUUCUGCUUUGGCCAAGCCCCGUCCUGCAGGUCGCAGGGUUUUUGAUAUUAAGUUGUUUUUGGUUUGCGACCCAUCAGAAGAAUGGGGUUUUUAAUAUGUUGGCAGUGUUAGCUGAUUUUUAAAGGUUGUUUUACACAGCACUUCUUUCUAGGUCUCUUCUUAGAUUGUCUUUUGGUUUAAAAAGGACUGUUUAUAACUUUGGUUAAAAAACACAAUUUUGGUAAAACUCUGUAUUUAUGAAUUAUUUUGUAUACGCUGCUUUGGUAACCAGGAAAACAGCUUCUACACACACUAGAAUUUGUUUCUGGAAGAUACUUGCUAAAAACUUAACUGCUGUUGGGCAAAGCUGCAUCUGUGGGGGUGCUUAACACUGAAAUCCUUACAUGCGCUGUGGAUUGCUGUAGCAGUGCUGCAAAAGCCUCAUGUGCUGGUAUGAGGCUGCUGCUGCCUGCUCCAGAAUCCCCCUUCACCUGCGAGUUCCUUCUGGUUUUGCCACAUUUGCUUGUCAUUUGGCCGUGCUGAGGCCGUUGCAGUCAGGAAGUCCAUUCUGUCUAAAGCCCUGAUGGGGUUUGGAGUUAUUUUUUGAAUCUGCUGGUUAGAUUUGUUGGUCCAAAUGAUAUUUUUUAAAGCUUAUUUUGUCUGUAACCAGGCACCCUUCGGUGCCAGGCUCUGGAUGGUAUUGCAUACACUGGGAAAGCAAACAGAGUUCCUACCACGCUAUUUUCUAUGCUAUUAGUCAACUAAAAUUGUUUUCUACAUAGAAUCUAUUUACAAAAUGACCAUUUUAGUGAUUAAAAGGGUGACCUUUUGAUUUGAAUGUAUGGCAGGCUUUGGAUGUCAGUCAGUAACGAGAGCAAAAAGAAGUUUAUGUGCCUAUGUAUUUUUGUACUGGCUUCAAAUAAAGCAGUGUCUUUCAUUCCUCCUA
Molecule: messenger RNA, 2893 nt
Organism: Pezoporus occidentalis (night parrot)
Lineage: Eukaryota; Metazoa; Chordata; Aves; Psittaciformes; Psittacidae
Gene: SLC35D1
Product: solute carrier family 35 member D1
Exons: 9
Coding region: 162-830 (222 amino acids)
Cellular component (GO): Golgi apparatus
Molecular function (GO): UDP-N-acetylgalactosamine transmembrane transporter activity; UDP-glucuronate transmembrane transporter activity; UDP-N-acetylglucosamine transmembrane transporter activity
Source: RefSeq, a predicted model, not a curated record